Exophiala xenobiotica is the source of this 1149-nucleotide messenger RNA. RefSeq lists its product as uncharacterized. The record is from RefSeq and is a predicted model, not a curated record. The coding region runs from base 1 to 1149 and encodes 382 amino acids. The transcript has 4 exons. NCBI's taxonomy places the organism in Eukaryota, Fungi, Ascomycota, Eurotiomycetes, Chaetothyriales, Herpotrichiellaceae.
AUGUGGAAAACCCAGCAUCCGCCUAUGAAAUUCAUAGAUGAGCCCGAGCCAAAGGAGUUCGAGCCUGGUCGUCCGCCAACGAAGUACAUGGAUCGUCUACCAGAAAGCUGUCUGUGGCAGAUCAUCAAUACCAUUGCCGACGCGGAGCCAUUGUCUCCAGUCGAGCCAACGAGCAUGCACACCCUCAUGCAGCUUUCACUUGUCGACAAACGUACACGCUAUUUGUGCCUUCCAUUCCUCUUCACAUUUACGCAGCUGGAGCUGGACCAACCACGCAACGGCUUGCAUAGGCAUGUCAAGGCUCUGGCCAAAGCACCACUCCUGGUCAAAUCCAACAUAACCGACCUGACACUCGAUUUGUUCCCAGAUCGGAUUACAUACUACGGUUCUGGUCCGCGGAGCAUUGCCAAAGACAUUGUGGCUUGCCUUGCAGCCCUGCCGAAUCUCACCGACCUUCACGUUGGUUUGGCAAACGACUCCGGGCUGGCAAUCGAGUUGCGACGAGCCUUGCAGAGACCGCCAGUGCAGCUCCCAGGCGUCAAGAAACUCAGGAUAUCAGGAGUGCACAAUCCCGGUUGCCUUAUACGAGCUUGUCCCUCCGUGAGACAUCUUUCCAUCACAAGCGAGCUAGAUGAGGACUGGAAGUCAGCUCUCGGGGAGAUAAGACAUAUGCUCGAUUUGAUCUGCGUGGAGCUGAUGAACCUCCGCGGAUGGAAAGUCGCACAGCUCAUAGACUUGUACCCCUUCAUGUCCUUUGUUCCUAAUUUGGCGGUGAAAGGACGACUGGAUUGUGACCUUGGACUGUUCUUCAUGAUGUUCGCCCGCCUCGAGACGCUGGCCAUCACAGACACACAGCGAAUGUUCGGGUCCUAUCUCGCCCUGUUCAAAGAGGAUUGCGACAACUGGCACGAUGUAAUCGCAAUGGCACAAGACAGCCACCCUGGCACGGAAGACCCUAAAGUUGUUGCAUUACGAUAUUUAAACCCCCCUUACGGUGCAUUGAAGUCUGUAUGCUUCCUGUCAUACCCUCUCAGUUGUAACGAAAAGGAGUGGACAUUUCACAUCGACGGGGACAACGUCACCCUCAAUGAGGAAAGAUGGACUUUGACCGAGGAUGGGCAUGGGGGUGUUCGGGUGCGAAAGAGGUAA